GUGCUUUUUCCUUGUUCCGUUGGUCUGGGUUGACUAUUUGUUGGACUUGUCUCGUCUGUUUUCUCUCUUCUUUUCUUCUUAUACUUUUUCUUUGAACUAGGACACAUUGACUCAACCUCAGCUUGUGUUUGUCGAGUUUUGAGGAUUUGUUUGCUAUUGUCUGGAUUUACAAGUGUUGAGAAAGAGGGAAAUAACUUGAAUUAAGUCACAAUGACCAAGGUUCUUCUCACAGGUGGCUCAGGCUUUAUUGCCGCACCACCAAAUACUCUUUUCAAGAUGCCACCUCUCAUUCACGACUCUUACUCUAAUCUCAUGAGUAACACCGAGGAAGAAGAAAGCUAACAUAUGAUUCCAACACAAAAAGCCCACAUCCUCGAACAACUCCUCGCCAAAAACCACACCGUCAUCACCACCGUCCGCACCGACGAAAAAGCAGAAAAGAUCCGCGCCGCCCACCCAGACAGCGUCCAGCAGAACCGUCUCACCGUCGUCACCGUCGGCGACAUCGCCCAGCCCAGCGCCUUUGACGAGGUCAUUGCCGCCCACGCCGACGGGCUCGAGGUCGUGCUUCACACCGCCAGCCCCUUUCACUACAAGUGGACGGACGCCCAGAAGGAGCUCAUCGACCCUGCUCUCAACGGUACUCGCGGUAUUCUUGAGGCUAUUCAUCGCUCGGCAAAGUCUGUUAAGCGGGUUGUUAUUACGUCGUCUUUUGCUGCGGUUCUUUCGGAGGAGAGAUUGUUUGAUCCUAAUACGACCUUUACUGAGGAGUCGUGGAAUCCGGAUGGCGUCGAGGACGUUCACCGUUCGCCACCUACCGCUUACCGCGUCUCCAAGACGGCCGCUGAGCGUCUCGCCUGGGACUUUGUUGCUCGAGAGAAACCCUCUUUCGACCUCGUCACGGUGAACCCGCCCGUUGUCUUCGGACCCGUGGCUCACAGCUUGGCCUCGCUCGACUCAAUCAACACAUCCAACGAGCGUAUCGUCGCUCUUCUACGCGGUCAAUGGAAAGAAAGAAUCGGCGACACCGGCCCCGUCGGCCUAUGGAUCGAUGUGCGUGACGCCGCAGCCGCCCACAUCAAGGCGUUCGAGAUCCCCGAGGCUGGAGGCCGUCGUCUCUUCACCGUCGCAGGCAGGACGUGCAAUCAGGAGGUUGCUAGGAUCGUCCGCGAGGGCUUCCCUGAGUACGCUGAUAGAUUGCCCGGACCGGAGGUGCCUGGUGGAGAGCCCUUUGAUGAGACAAAGUCGUUCAAGUAUAACAACGAUGCGACGUACAAGUUGCUGGGAAUUGAGUGGAUUCCCAUUGAGAAGAGUGUCUCUGACACUGUCCGCUCACUCAAGGCCUACGGCAUCUAGAUUGUUCAACUAGAUAGUGUACGCGUACGAAAGAAUUGACGAAGAAUUAAUAAAAAUAAAUUCUUAGAUUAAAAACUUAAAGGUCGAAAAGACAUAUCUAUCAAUGUUG
Trichoderma harzianum CBS 226.95 is the source of this 1465-nucleotide messenger RNA. RefSeq lists its product as hypothetical. The transcript is spliced from 3 exons. The record is from RefSeq and is a predicted model, not a curated record. The coding region runs from base 346 to 1356 and encodes 336 amino acids. Lineage: Eukaryota; Fungi; Ascomycota; Sordariomycetes; Hypocreales; Hypocreaceae. Gene Ontology annotation, molecular function: oxidoreductase activity, acting on the CH-OH group of donors, NAD or NADP as acceptor.